This is a messenger RNA of Aspergillus sclerotioniger CBS 115572, 1840 nucleotides long. RefSeq lists its product as uncharacterized. NCBI's taxonomy places the organism in Eukaryota, Fungi, Ascomycota, Eurotiomycetes, Eurotiales, Aspergillaceae. The record is from RefSeq and is a predicted model, not a curated record. The transcript has a single exon. The coding region runs from base 489 to 1601 and encodes 370 amino acids.
GCUGAUUAUUGACUCUUAUCACUGCUAUAAAUUCCCCGAGGAUCGCCUCCAUUCCUGAGAUUAUUCACUUCUCUCUCAAUGGCCCAACCAUCUCCAUGGCUCCAUCGGCCCCCGCGUCUUCUCCUGGCCUUGACCCACGCCGUUCCUUCGGGCGAAGGGAGCCAAACACCUCCGUGAGUUGAGUAACUGCACUGACGAUGGCCCUACUGCAGCAGCAGCAGCAGCAGCAGCAGCUGACCGACCGAGUGACUGAUCGUCUGUCUGGACCCCCCCUUCUGUCCGCCAUACAAGAUGGCUCUCACUCCCCGCUUGCGGCUGCGACAGACUGAGUGAGCUGGUCCUCCCGCACUGCCAGUCUGCGGUGCUUCUUUUCCCCGCCGUAUUUUUCUCCCUAGUAAAGCUGUCUACAGAUUUCCCCUGAGAAAUAACAGCUACCACCUCUUCGCAUACUCUACCUUCUUUGACGACACAAGCCUCUCCACUCCAUCAUGGUCGAACUCAUCCCUCCCCCCGAUCCUCGCACCCUGCUGCCUCCCUUACUCGCCUGUCUUCCGACGGCUUUCGUCUCGCCGCAGCCCCCUCCAGCUCUGUUGCCCCUCCUGUCGCCCAUUCUGCGCCAACGCGUCCAGAUUCUGAGCUCAGUGAAUGUCUCUCCGACCGACUCAUGGCUCCAGCUACUUUGCUGGGAUGCGGGACAGGCUGAGCGCCUCCAAGCACUGGUGGAUGGCGCAAGCUUCGAACAACAUCCCGUCUCGGGCGAAAUCGAGCUCCCCGAUGAGAUUCCAGUCAGAUACAGGCGCCUUGAUGAGGAGACACUACGGUCGCGCGUGAUACUUCCCGAAUACAGCCUGAAGGUUAUCUACCUCUGGUGCCCUGACGACCAGGAAGGCGGGGGUCCAGCAUGGCGGGUGGCAGAAUUGUUGCCGCAGGAAGGUAACGUGGAUGAUGGCGAAGUCUGGUCCGUGUCGAUUGGGGAGGCGAACGCUGAACAGAAAGAUCACCUUCUGGAAGACGCCUUGAAUGCAGCCGAGCAGGCAGAGAAGCAGAAAGAGAAAGACGAAGAUGACGACGAUGACUACUGGGCCCAAUACGAUGCAACUCCCGGGCGAACCCCGGCGGCCAAGACGCCCAACCCUGUUUCAUCCCUGCAACAGUCGGAAGCGGAUUACUUCUCUCGCUACGGUGAUGUGCAACCCGCCAUGGACAACCACGAUCCCGAGGAGGAGCAACCUGAGCUUGGGGCAUCCUCCCUCAAUGGAGACAUGUUGGCCAAACUGCUCCAGAGGCAGUUCAAUGGUGAAGGAACCGAUAAGCCGGGCCAUGUACAUGAUAGUUCGGCCGGCGCUGCAGCAAACGGCGACCAUGCUAGUUUGAACCAUCCUCGGCCGUCUUCCAUCUCGUCCGCGAGCUCCGAAGCGGUGGCCAGACUCGAACAAGAAGCGGAGAACCAGUCAACCUAUGAAGUUGGGGUCAAGCAGCACAUCAGCUCGAGCAUCAAGGGUCUGUUCCGGCUGGCUAAAGCUACAGGCAUCUCUCGCAGUGACUUCCAGUCACUCGUACAGACGGAACUCGAGUUGUUGAAUGUGUCGGAUGGCGAGUGAGAUAUUGGAUGGCGUGUUUCUUAUCAGAUUGUACAUACUGCAUUGGGUCAUGUUCAGCGUUGAGGUGCAUUGGUUAGUUGAUUGGGUUGGUUGGCUUUGGAUAUCCCCGGGUAGUCUUAUAAGGAUACGUGGACGGAAAUUGGAAUUCCGUCGUAAUUAUAUGUGAAAUCUGAAGAUUGAAACCCGGGCGGAGUUAAUAAUGACGAUCAUCACACCCUGGACGCAUGCUGCAUCGGUAC